This is a messenger RNA of Exophiala spinifera, 2298 nucleotides long. RefSeq lists its product as uncharacterized. The record is from RefSeq and is a predicted model, not a curated record. Gene Ontology annotation, biological process: maturation of SSU-rRNA from tricistronic rRNA transcript (SSU-rRNA, 5.8S rRNA, LSU-rRNA). Gene Ontology annotation, cellular component: small-subunit processome; nucleolus. NCBI's taxonomy places the organism in Eukaryota, Fungi, Ascomycota, Eurotiomycetes, Chaetothyriales, Herpotrichiellaceae. The coding region runs from base 1 to 2298 and encodes 765 amino acids. Gene Ontology annotation, molecular function: rRNA binding; U3 snoRNA binding. The transcript has a single exon.
AUGCCUGGUUUCAGAGGCGGCAGAGGUCGCCAAUCCGGCGGAAGAGGUCGCGGAGGUGCAAGAAGACCCGCUACUCAAGCACGAGAUACUUUUCAAACCUCAAGACUAGGGCAGACAGAGUAUGCUCGUCAACCUUUUGAUUCAGAUUCCGUGAUCGCCGCCACUGACGCGAGCAGGGACGAUGCCUCUCAGGAGCAAACCUCCCCCGAAUCUUUAAACGGCGAGCUCAACGAACAGGGACCCCUAUCGGAUCAAGAUGAAACAAGCCAGUCUGAAAGCGAAGACGACGGCCCUUCUGCGAAAUCCUAUGCUACACUUCUCCAAUUAUUGAGUGCAGGAAGACAGACCAGCGGGCCUGCCAGAAAGAAGAGAAAGAUUGGAGAUGCAGCAAAAGGAGAGCUUUCUAUAAGCAAUGGCCACGAGGGUAAUGCUUCCUCAAUCCCGGCGGCAGAGGAGGUUCCUACUACGGAGGCGCUGGAUGAGGAGGUUGAGGCAGAUGAAGAGGCCGAGGACGGAAUCGCCCAUGCUGAAUCCGAUGACGAAGACAGCCUAUUAAAGGAUCCGUUCGAGAAUCACUACAGUGCAGUAGUCGAGCAGGACCUCAAAGAUGCAGCGGAGCAGGUUGAAAGGAGAGAUUGGCAGACACAGACUGUGGUAAUAGACGACGACAUUCGAAAAACCAUCACUGUGCUCAAGGGCAGACCGACACCAGCCAAUAAGUUCAGAAGUGUCAAAGACCUCUGUCUGAAGCGACGACUUCUCGAGACUGGGACUGCGCUUGCUUCUUCGUUGUCGUCGGAUGAGAAAGACCUAGCCAGCGCCAUGUUCAACUAUACUGACGUUAUCGACGGCAACCGCACACUCAGGAACUCGUCUCAGCUUCGCGACCUAUCCGCUCUGCAUGCUCUCAACCAUGUGUUCAAGACCCGCGAUCGGAUUCUCAAGAACAAUGCCAAACUCAGCUCCAGCAGUGAAACUCUGGACCUGCGCGACCAAGGCUUCACCCGCCCGAAAGUCCUGAUCAUCGUCCCUACCAAACAAGCCUGUGUGCGCUUCGUCGACAGCAUCGUCAAGCUCUGCGAGCCGGAUCAACAGGAAAACAAAUCCCGCUUCCUCGAGACCUUCUCCCACGAGGACAUUGAGGAAUGGCCCGACAAGCCCGAGGACUUCCGCGCUCUGUUCGGCGGGAACCACGAAGAAGAUUUCCGCAUUGGGCUCAAAUUCACUCGCAAGACGAUCAAAUACUUUUCCGGCUUCUACAACUCGGACGUGAUCAUCGGUUCACCCCUGGGGCUCAUGCGCACCAUCACCACAGGCGGCGGCGGCGGAAGGACCAAGGACGGUGUCAAGAACAAGAAGACGGCUCACGACGCAGACUUCCUAUCCUCCAUCGAGGUGGUGGUCAUGGACCACGCCAACGCACUGCAGAUGCAGAACUGGCAGCACGUCGAAUACGUCUUCUCGCAACUCAACCUACUCCCCAAGGAUUCGCACGGCUGCGACUUUUCGCGCGUGCGCCACUGGUACCUGGACGGCCGGGCCAGGUACCUGCGGCAGACGAUCAUCCUGUCGGACUUUCUCACGCCCGAGAUCAACUCGCUCGCGUCGUCCCGGCUGUCCAACGUGGCCGGCCGGGUCAAGUAUCUCCCCACGUACCCGGGGGCGAUGCUGGGCGUCAACUCGAUCCUGCCGGUGAGCGUGCCGCAGACGUUCCUGCGUGUCGACUCGCCCAGCCCGCUCGCCGACGCAGACAGCCGGUUCAAGUUCUUCACGACGACCGUCCUGCCGCCGCUGGUGCGCCACGCAAAGACCCACAAGGGCACGCUGCUGUACGCCACGAGCUACGCCGACUUUGUCCGCCUGCGGAACCACCUCUCCACCGCCCCGGACGCGACGAAUCUCUCGUUCGGGACCGUGAGCGAGUACACCCCGGUCAAGGACGUGCUGCGCGCCCGCUCGCAUUUCCUGUCCGGCCGCCACGCCCUGCUCCUGUACUCGGAGCGCGCCCACCAUCACUUCCGCUACAGGUUGAAAGGCGUGCGCAGGGUCAUCUUCUACAACGUCCCCGAGAACCCCCUCUUCUGGACCGAGGUCGUCGGCCUGCUGGGCCUCGCCAUGGACGCCGACUUUGAGUCCGGCAGAGGGAAGACGUCCACCACCACCACCACCACCACCAAGGGUGCCGUUCGCGCCCUGUUCUCGAAAUGGGACGCCAUGAAGCUCGAGAGGAUAGUCGGCACCGAGAGGGUCGGGAGACUGAUUCAUGACCGUGGGGGGGAUACGUUCGACUUUGUCUGA